Olea europaea var. sylvestris is the source of this 1620-nucleotide messenger RNA. RefSeq names its product actin-97-like. Bases 234 to 1367 code for a protein of 377 amino acids. The transcript has 5 exons. The record is from RefSeq and is a predicted model, not a curated record. Gene Ontology annotation, cellular component: cytoplasm. NCBI's taxonomy places the organism in Eukaryota, Viridiplantae, Streptophyta, Magnoliopsida, Lamiales, Oleaceae.
GUUGGCAUCUCUGCAAAAGCGCCAGGUCUUAUCUAUCCACCAUUGAUGCUCGCUGUCAUGGGACCUCACACGGAUUUAAAUCAUAACAACCAAAGUCUUUAAAACCUGAAUUUUAGGUUCAAUUUUGUUUCAUUUCCCGUUUUUAAACAAGAGAGGGCGGGCACCUCACACCUCCUACACAAAUCCACAGGAGAGACCCAUUUUCAAAAAGGCUUCAGAGAUCAUAUUAAGUGAUGGCAGAAGCCGAGGAUAUUCAGCCUCUUGUAUGUGAUAAUGGAACAGGAAUGGUCAAGGCUGGAUUUGCUGGAGAUGAUGCUCCAAGGGCAGUCUUCCCCAGUAUCGUGGGCCGCCCACGUCACACCGGUGUCAUGGUUGGCAUGGGCCAAAAAGAUGCCUACGUCGGUGAUGAGGCUCAAUCCAAGAGAGGCAUUUUGACUCUAAAAUAUCCAAUUGAGCACGGAAUUGUCAGCAAUUGGGAUGACAUGGAGAAAAUUUGGCAUCAUACCUUCUACAAUGAACUUCGUGUGGCCCCGGAAGAGCAUCCCAUUCUCUUGACAGAAGCUCCUCUUAACCCCAAGGCGAAUCGUGAAAAAAUGACUCAAAUCAUGUUUGAGACUUUCAACACUCCUGCUAUGUAUGUUGCCAUUCAAGCCGUUCUUUCGCUUUAUGCCAGUGGUCGUACAACUGGAAUUGUUCUCGACUCUGGUGAUGGUGUCAGCCAUACAGUCCCCAUCUAUGAAGGUUAUGCACUCCCCCAUGCAAUCCUGCGUCUGGAUCUAGCCGGGCGUGAUCUCACUGAUGCCCUCAUGACGAUAUUGACUGAGCGAGGCUACUCUUUCACCACAUCUGCUGAGCGUGAAAUUGUAAGAGAUAUAAAAGAGAAACUAGCUUACAUUGCUCUCGACUAUGAACAAGAGCUAGAAACUGCAAAAACCAGCUCAUCUGUGGAGAAGAACUAUGAACUGCCUGACGGACAGGUGAUCACUAUUGGUGCUGAGCGAUUUCGCUGCCCAGAAGUACUUUUCCAGCCAUCAAUGAUUGGUAUGGAAUCUGCUGGCAUACAUGAAACUACUUAUAACUCUAUCAUGAAGUGUGACGUUGAUAUUAGGAAGGAUCUGUAUGGAAACAUUGUCCUCAGUGGUGGUUCAACAAUGUUCGGUGGAAUUGCUGAUAGGAUGAGCAAGGAGAUUACAGCAUUAGCUCCAAGCAGCAUGAAGAUUAAGGUGGUGGCUCCACCUGAGAGGAAAUACAGUGUCUGGAUUGGGGGUUCCAUUUUAGCCUCUCUCAGCACUUUCCAGCAGAUGUGGAUAGCCAAGGCAGAGUACGAUGAGUCCGGGCCUUCGAUUGUCCACAGAAAGUGCUUCUAAAAUUACCUAUGACGAAAAGAAAUUGUUGAGGAAUUUAUACAUUCUAUUUUGGAAAAGGCUUUUCAUUAAGAUUGCUGAUUGCUGCUUCUCAUUUGUAUUUUCACAUUUUUUUUCUUGUUCUUUCCUAUGGGGCUAUAGCAUUGCAACAAAAUAAUAUCAUCUUACGCAAUAUUUGUUUUUCCAUUGAUAUUAAAUUAUAGUAUAGUUGAGUGUUUUAAGUGUUAUUAUGAUUUAAGUUCUGAAUUAAAGGCUC